Messenger RNA from Schistosoma guineensis, 5053 nucleotides. The record is from the annotation of a GenBank genome assembly. Lineage: Eukaryota; Metazoa; Platyhelminthes; Trematoda; Strigeidida; Schistosomatidae.
AAAUCGACGCGGUUAAUCAUAUGGCGCUCUUGUCAAGUGUCAAGGAUGUUGUGAAUUAUCGUAGCUUUCUCGGAUCAUUCUUAUGACAUGUACUAGUGGUCCUGUGAUAUUUGUCAUAAAACAAGAUAUUUUGUUCACUUGUUAUUAAAACUCUCUAUUCCGGUUAUCGUUUCACAUAAAACAGUUCUUGGUAUCAUUAAUACUCUUAUUUGUAUAGGACAGUUUCAAGCAGUUCCUCUCUAUGUAAAUGAACUUUGUUUGCCGGAAUCAAAGCUCAUUGGUAAUGAUAGUGAGGAUUUAGCAGCUUCAUUUCACGUAAGAUUCCCAAACUACUGAACAAUGAGUAUCUCUCAUUCGUCAUCACCCAAUUUUGGGGAAAAGCCUCACUUCAAAAUUACCGAUCGACAGCAAUCAGCACCUGGUGUGGAAUACCUACAGGGAAAUAAUAAUUGUUUUGAAGAGGAAGAAGAAUGGCAGUCGAAGUUGGAUGUUUGGCGUGAAAAACGUCGUCAAGCCUUACUCACUGAGGCAACAAAAUUUGCCUUACUUCAAGAGCGUGAGAGUAGGGAGAACGAAAGACGUAAGGAAGAAGUAAAAGAUCGCCUUCGUAAAGCCAAAAGCCAACGUAAUCUAAUUUCCAGUGGACAUGUUUCUUCCUUAGAUUUAGCUCCACCACCAAAAAUAAAUAGUCCUGGCGUCGCAUUACUAACGGGUAGCGAUUUUGAUCCGCUCACUUUCGGUCAUUUUGAAAAAAAUCAAAUGGAUACAGUCUCACCAUCACAAUCGGUUUCUUCAAAUAAAUUUCAGUACACAGAUAGUUCAGAUCUUUAUAAGUCAAAUGACUCCGAGACUAAUUUGAAGGCGUACUCCGAUUGUUCUUCACCUGUGUCUGAACUGAAAACUGAAGUUCAGAGUAAUAUUACGGACAAAAUAAUGGAUAUUUCUUCGCCAAACAAAAAUUCUGUCGAAAAAUAUGCCAAAUAUAAUCGAAUUGAAGUAAUUCGUGAUCUCAUGUCUAAACCAAAUAAUUGCAACGUUGAAGUCACCCCGGAAACCAAACUGCCUUUUGAUGCGAGUCUUGAAAAUAAUGACUAUUCAGAAUGCAAAUUACGUUUGUCAUCAAGACCUGGAGUAUCAGAGGUUCAUUGGGGACUAACAAUAAAAGCACGAGGUCCUUCAAAUACUUCCCCUUUUGUUGUUGAACGCGUUAAAAUUGGUAGUUCGGCAGAUAUCUGUGAAUUUCAAAAAGGUGACAUAUUGGCUUCUAUUGAUGGCAUAAACCUGGGUACUAGUCGGAAGAACACUGACAAAAACACCAGUCAAGUUACAAACUUAGAGGAUCUAGAAAACUUGAUGGCUCGUUUAGUUUUGGCCAACAAACCGAUUACUGUUCAGGUCUUCAGAAAAAUGGAUGAAUUUGAUGAACUGAACGAUGGCGAAUGGGAUACAGGUGGAGAUUUUUCUGUCGAAUCAGCAGCCGUGAAGUCCAAACACGCACCAAGUAACAUUAGUGAUUCCGAUAGUGAAUGCCAUGAGUUACUUGUUUCUCCUGUUGUCAAGGUUUCUCACAAAACAUCUCCUGUUGAUAGCCCAGUUUUACGAAGAUCUAUCACAAUUACACAUUCACGUCAUAGGUCACCUUCCCGAAGCUCAAUUCAAAUUUCUGAUGACGAAGUUAACAAUUCAUCUGUGUCAUCUAACUCCGAAGUAAAAGAAUACAAUUGUCUAAAAGGGAACUUUAAUAUUUCGUCCAAAUCAAGUGGUUUAAUUUCUAAGAAUGAGAUUUCUCCAUUAUUUAAAUCAAAUCAAGAUAAGUCUAAAGAUGAAAUUUCAAAUCCUGUGGAAUUUGAUAUAUCAUCAAAUACACCAACUCCAUCGGAUUCAGCAAAUUGCAACAGUACUUUAUAUCAUAAACAAAAUGUAGAAGUAACUUUAACGGAACCUGUUUCUUUCUCAUUGGUAACUGCAUCCACACUAUCUCCAAGCAUUCAAAUGACCCAUCAAAUACAGCCAACUGUUUCUGUUUUGGAGGAUAUUAAGCCUACUGGUUUUAUACAUAAGAAAAUAACUCGUCCAGAACACUUUGCUGUGAACAGAUCACUUGGACAAGAGGUAACAUAUGUUUCAAAAAUUGUUGGAGAUUCCCCCACAUCAACACCUACAUUUCUAGGUGAAACGACUUCGCAUCUUUCGUCGUUACCCAAAACAAGACAUGUAUCAAAGCAGAGAACAUUCCAUAUUCAUCCCAAACUGCCUGAAACAUGGGAUGAUAUUCCCUCUCAUAUAUGUGGUAUUCGAGGUUCAUUUCCCGCAAACUAUAAACAGAAUUCAGUGUUCAAUGUUCCUCCACAAUCUUACCCUCUAUAUACUACAGAUUUGUGUAAAUCAAAACAACUAGAUUCCUUCCGACCCCAUGUCCCUCCACGGCCUAUUCCUAAAGUAACUCGUGCUGCACCCCAGUUUAGUGGAUUCACUACGACUAUUGAAUCUGAAUCACGUCCAUCCAUCUUCAGUUCAAGUAACCAAACGAUUCCAGUUAAGUCCGAUUCACUUUCCGAUACAACAAAAAGCAAGUCCCUACGUGUCUCAGAAUCCGAUAUUUAUGUCAACACUUCGAACAUUCGUUCUUCACCACAACCUGAUGCAUUGAUACCGAUGACUAAAAUUAAACAGCUACCUCAAGGUUCACUGAAUGGUGAUGAUAAACAAAGCAUCACCGAAGAUUUUGUUAAUGACCACGGUUUUGAAAGAUCAUCUGUUAAAUAUGCUUUGAGGUCUUCUGAUGAAACUGAGAAAUUUCCACUGCCAGUACAUCAAGUUUGCGAAAAUUCGGAGGUUGAAGUACCACCAAUUCCCCCUCGGACGCCACGCGUGCGAAUAGUCGAUAUUAAUCAAUUAUGCGCAGCGUGUAAUUCCAAACUAGGUAGUCUCAAUAAACCGAUAUAUUUAGUUCAUAUGCUUAACAAUUUAUCUAUUACAUUUUAGAAUCAUUAAUAGGUUUAUGCCAUCACAUAAACCUGACAAUGCUUAGUUAUGAGCUAAAAUAAUAAAGUAAGAUAAAAAUAACUUUUAUUUGUAGCUUGGACAAGCUUACCAGUUGUAGUGAGCUACUUUCCUGAGGAUCACUUAUUUACUGGUACAUUUUCCCACAACUUGCAACUAAAAUAUUUGCCGGUCAUCCUACUUUAUAUCCUGUGUAACACUUGUUUGUUUCGUCUGCACAAAUCCUGCAUUUACAAGAACUCAAAAAUUUUCCAUAGUAUUUGAACCAAGUGGUUUACUAGUGGUUAAAAGACUCGAAACUGCUAAUCACCUGGUUUGACCCUCUUUUUAGUUGCUUUGUUUUGAGGACCUCAGUAAUUGUACAAGAUUUAUGUUGAGUAAAAUAAAAAGUUCGUUUAGAAAUAACUACUAAUAUAUGAUUACUAUAUGGAAACUAGAUGAUGAAAAUAGUCUGAACAAUGAUCGACUGUUAAGCCAAAAAAUUAAGAGUUGACCUGACAGUUUGAAAAAACUUCAUGCGCACUUUCAAUCUCUACGAAUAACAACCUUACACUUGGCCUGUAAGAUUCGAUUGCUAUGGAUUCUUAAGCUUUUAUCAGAAUGUAUGCGUUAAGAUUUAUCCUCAAUUAUAUUUAGUACCAAACUUCAGGUUUACGUAAAGAUUUAAAACAUUUAUAGGGACAUAUUUCAACACCCUUCAUUUGAGACUCCUGUGUUUAAAAUUAAGAAACCUAACUACAUUUUAAAUCUCAAAACUCUAUCUCCGUAAAUGCUUUUCUUUUCGAACGAUGUUCGCUUUUUGUUCUAGAUUGUCGACAGAUGCAACCUUUGUAAUUUGAGUAUUUUGAACCAAACGUAAUAGCCUCGCGGUCUUUGUUUAUUUGUUGCCACUCAAAAAUGAGGUUUGUCAUCUAGAAUAAACACUUCUAGUCUCCUAUUUCAGUAUGCAUAAUAGAGAUGUUGAUGCCGGAGAAAUCAAGCCAUAACUAACCCCUGUAUUACUUAAUGACAUACAAAAGCCCGUUGUUACAUUAAGGUUCUUUGUGUUCGUCAGACUCCAUACAUUCCUAACUGCCGCAAAAUAUUUAACAGCAAUUACAGUACAGAUACUAACGUUAGAGAUCCCAGCUAGGUUUCAGUUUUUCGAGUUAUCCAUAGCUAUUAUAAACAUCCACAGUUUAGUUUGUGUAUAAAUUAACAGUCUCUUUCAUCGCAGAUCGAUUAAAAUGAUUUACUUCAUUUACUUUUUACACAGAUUCUGAGGACUCAAUGGUUAUUGAAUCCUUAAAUCUAUACUAUCAUUUACCAUGUUUUGUAUGUGCAAGAUGUGGAAUUGCGUUAGGCGAUGGUCUAUCAGACGUGGAAGUUCGUGUUCGGCGUAACUUGCUUUACUGUUCACAUUGUCAUUCCAAGAAUCUCACUGUAUCGAAUUAUAACAAGAAUGAAUGUCAUCCAACGAUGCGAAGUGUGCAACCUAGCUCUCAACCACUAAAACCCACUGAUAAACGACACCGAAACGGUUCAGAACAGCAGUUAUCAUCUAAUUUAAAUAAACAUCACGUUCUGUAAACUGCCUUCGUUUUUCCUUUGUUUUAAUCAAAAGAACACAAUUUCUCAAUAUUGUGCACUAUGACUGACGAUUCGAGCUUAAUAACUGUAAUUUCGACGAGUUCAAACCGGAAAUUUAGAUCACCAACAAGCUUCGUAAGAUGAUUCCUACUUAAUCAUAAAUUUGAGCUAUAACAUGCACUUUUAUCUUUCAUAAAAACUGAAGCUACAAUUUUGUACGCAUAAUUUUAUUUUGCUUGGCGAUAUCCUCUUAUUUUGCUACUAUUACUUUCACAAUUGAUUCGUUAGUUGUCCUCUAAAAUAUCAUUUAUAUAUUAUCAUCUAAUUUUCUCUAUAUGCGACUCUAUCGUCACACUUAUGUACAAUCCUUUUAAAAAUAUCGUACUUUAAACUAUAUAAUCGGAAUAUGUCCAAGAUAUCUUAAAAUACUACUAGUGUGUGUUUAUAGUGGCAUUGAAAUAUCAAAGUGAAGAUAUACGAC